UUGCCGAGCGCACAUUACUAUUUUCAGGCACACAAGGCACCUCUUGACGGGUUUUCAAUAAGUCAAGAGGGCGGCGGUGCGAGGGAGCUGCUUUUUUUCCUUUUUUCAUUGAUAUUUUACGUGCGGUAGAUGCCGAAAUUGUAGUGGCCUCUGUGUGCGCGCGUGAUAAAACAUACGAUGCUGGAAGACGUAUCGGUGUGGCUUAAGGCCUGACGGUCCGUCGGUCGUUCCGGCAAAAAUGAAAGAAGCUCGUCGGUCCGAGCAGCUGAUGGCGGCCGAGUGCUGUUCGAGCCUCUGUGUCGUCUCCCAUCGUGGCGUUUAAGUGAGUGCGUGCGUUUUUGCUGCGCGUAACGAAGUGCGGCUACCGCGUGCGCUGGAGGAAAGAUCAUCCCCUGUGGAAGAUAGAUAUUCGCGGGGUGCGUGUACCGCUUCCGAGUUCGAGCGACCAACUAUUUCGUAACGGUGCUUCUCUUCUCUCGCUGCUCUCGGUACCCGACACGCAGGCAGGCACGACACGGUAAAGCCUGCAACCGCGGCGGUUCCACAGUGAUACGGGGCCCCGUGAAUCGAAAUACUCGCGAUCGAGGAACGGAACGACGGAAGCGAGAGUCCCACGGGUCCUGGAAGUUUCAGGAACAUCUGAACAGUAGGUUAAUCGUGCCCGGACACACCACGUGCAGUUUUCGUAAUUUGGUGCAGUGUCGCUUUUGUUCCUUUGUGAGUGAAUGAGUUGUCCCUCGUCGACGCGGAAUGCGGCCUCCUCGGGGUGGACGCAGUCCUCUUUAAUUGCGUCCAACGCUGGAAAACCACAGCCAAGGAACGAACGUACAUCUCCCUCCAGUUCUCUUAGUGCCUCUGUUAAUACCAACAUGUCGUCAGGGACUUUUGUGGACCGGAUAGAUCCCUUCGCCAAGAGAUCUCUGAAAAAGAAGUCCAAGAAGUCUGAGGGAUCGUCUCGCUAUCGUAACUCUCAAGACAUUGAGCUUCAACAGUUGCCACAGCUCAAAGAUGCCACGCCGUCGGAACAAGAAGAUUUGUUCAUUAGAAAGCUUCGACAAUGCUGCGUGACCUUUGACUUUUUGGAUCCGAUGGCUGAUCUUAAGGGCAAAGAAGUUAAACGUAGUACGCUCAAUGAACUGGUUGAAUACAUCACUACUGGACGAGGCGUUCUUACCGAGCCUGUCUACCCAGAAAUUAUUAAAAUGAUUUCUGCAAAUCUGUUUCGCACAUUGCCACCAAGCGAAAAUCCUGAUUUCGAUCCAGAGGAGGAUGAUCCAACACUGGAGUUGAGCUGGCCCCACCUUCAGCUAGUUUAUGAAUUCUUUCUACGUUUUCUUGAAUCUUCAGAUUUCCAACCUACGGUUGGCAAAAAAGUCAUUGACCAAAAAUUUGUUUUACAGUUACUGGAAUUGUUUGAUUCAGAAGACCCUAGGGAAAGAGAUUUGCUGAAAACUGUUUUGCAUCGUAUUUAUGGGAAGUUCCUUGGCCUUAGAGCCUUCAUACGCAAACAAAUAAACAACAUUUUUUUGAGGUUUGUAUAUGAAACUGAGCAUUUCAAUGGAGUCGGCGAACUUCUGGAAAUUCUGGGUAGCAUUAUCAAUGGAUUUGCCCUUCCUUUAAAAAUCGAGCACAAGCAAUUUUUGGUUAAGGUGCUGCUACCAUUGCAUAAGGUGAAGUGCGUAUCAUUAUACCACGCGCAGUUAGCUUAUUGUGUGGUACAGUUUCUUGAAAAAGAUGCAACUCUAACGGAACCAGUUAUACGAGGCCUCCUUAAAUUCUGGCCUAAAACAUGUAGCCAGAAGGAGGUAAUGUUCCUUGGUGAAAUUGAAGAAAUUUUGGACGUUAUAGAACCUAGCCAAUUUGUUAAAAUACAAGAACCCUUGUUCAGGCAGAUCGCACGUUGUGUAUCUUCGCCACACUUUCAGAUAGCUGAGAGAGCAUUGUACUUUUGGAAUAACGAGUACAUAAUGUCUCUAAUCGAAGAAAACAAUCAUGUAAUAAUGGGAAUCAUGUUCCCGGCAUUGUAUAGAAUUAGCAAGGAACACUGGAAUCAGACGAUCAUAGCGCUUGUUUAUAACGUUCUUAAAACAUUUAUGGAAAUGAAUAGCAAGCUCUUCGAUGAACUUACUGCCAGCUAUAAGUCUGAAAGGCAAAAAGAAAAGAAGAGAGAAAAGGAAAGGGAAGAACUGUGGAAGAAACUGAAUGAAUUGGAAGUAGAACGACGUAAUGCUCUGACAGCUUCAUCCAACACUUCAGUUCCUGUCACUACUGCACCUGCGACACGUGCCCGCCCUUGAGCUGGUGGAAGUACAUUACCACGCUGCCCGAUCAUUAGUUCUUAGUUUACGUCGAUUGUCCAUACACUACAUGCAAAAAUUACUGUUGUUAGUGAAGGAAAGUGUCUCACAAUGACAUUCUUUGGCGUAAUGUAACUCCUUUCGUUAGUUAUGCCUGUCGAGGUGAAACGGAGAAGAAGAAAAAAACACACGAACGAAGGAAGCAGUAAUCACAAUUUUCUUCUUGAUGAUGAUUGAUGAGUUCUAAUAUUUUUAUUGUGUACAUUAAUUUCCAAUUUUCUUUUUUCCUUUUUUCUUUGAUAGCAAUGAUUUAAGUUGUAUAAUGUACUCAGUGUCAGCACAUAGUACGAGGAUGUUAGCCCCUUCUUAAAAAAAAAAAGAGUUCAGCUGUGCUCGGUAGGAGGAGAUGAUCAAAGUGUAAAUUACAAGUAGACGAAAUGUAUCCUUAUAACAUUGAGUUUUGCAUGUGACAUUCGCUUCGGUUAUUACACGGCUAAUGUCUUCUAAUGACUGACCCUCCUUACACUGAUUCUCGCCUUCGACGGAGCCAGCGGGGGCGUUGUUUGAAAUGUAUCAUAUAUUCGUAUUAUUGAUAAUGAUAA
Messenger RNA from Hylaeus volcanicus, 2899 nucleotides. RefSeq names its product serine/threonine-protein phosphatase 2A 56 kDa regulatory subunit epsilon isoform (gene wdb). Bases 726 to 2297 code for a protein of 523 amino acids. Gene Ontology annotation, cellular component: protein phosphatase type 2A complex; cytosol; nucleus. Lineage: Eukaryota; Metazoa; Arthropoda; Insecta; Hymenoptera; Colletidae. The transcript is spliced from 10 exons. Gene Ontology annotation, biological process: protein dephosphorylation; signal transduction. Gene Ontology annotation, molecular function: protein phosphatase activator activity. The record is from RefSeq and is a predicted model, not a curated record.